GAGGUACCAGAACUGACACCGACCCGUCUGAGGAGAUGAGGACAUGGACACACACACUCCAUCAGGAGACCGUAAUCAACAGUCUCUUCUGAAGUUAAAGGAGGUGAUCAGCUGCACACAGUCAGACUGUCACUGUAAGUCUUUCCUGCCCGGACGGCAUCACAUCAGGUCAUGUGAUCGCUGCACGCACGGCUGGGUCGCCCACGGUAUGACACACACUUCUAUUGGUGAGAUGUGCAGUCCGGCUGCUGCUGUGUGUUCGGGGCAGGUGGAGAUCGUUCAGAGUCACGUGGUGUUUGACAUCAGCAGUCUGAUUCUGUACGGGACGCAGGCACUUCCUGUGCGGAUGAAGAUCCUGCUGGACCGUCUGUUCAGUGUGCUCACACACACACAGGUGCUCGACAUCAUACACACACUCGGCUGGACACUGCGGGACUAUGUGAGAGGAUAUAUGCUACAGGACUCCAUGGGGACGGUUCUGGAUCGUUGGGUGACCAUGACCCCAGAGGAUGAGGUCGUGACCCUGCAGCAGUUUUUGCGUUUUGGAGAAACAAAAUCCAUUGUGGAGCUCAUGGUUGUUGCGAAAGAGCAGAUCCACCUAGAAACUCCAGACCGAGUCUCUAAAACAGCCGGUAAUGAUUCUGAUAUCUGCACUUACACUGAGAGCAACAGUCUCCAUCGCAGUUCCACGUUUAAGCCGAGAAAUCAAUCGCCCUCCAGCCUGCAGCACUUUGAGAAUCUUCCAGGAGAAAAUCUAGCGUUCCUUCAACCGUUUCACUACAUCAGUCCGUCGACAACCCCUCUGUUUCACUCUCGACAAACUUGCCCUGUUGAACGUCAUCCUACAACCCAACAACAGCAAUGCCUUGGACGAAUGACAUCAGAGCUCAGAGGAGACAACAUGCCAAGAAUCAGAAACAGAGGAAGAAAUGGGAAGACCAACAAAGCGUUCAUCGGGUCGCCAAAAUACUCCCAUGACGAACAUAGGGUUGGCGACCUCAACACUGAAGUUCGAUUGUUGAAAGUUGACUCUUCAGUCCCUGAUUCUUCCUCCUCUGUCACACGGGAACGCCGUCCAGGAUUGUCCUUGAGCAAAGGACGAGUGAGCUGCAGCACGUGCGCAAAGACUUUUUACGACAAAGGAACGCUGAAGAUCCACUUCAACGGCGUACACUUGAAGAUCAAACACCGCUGUACCAUCGAGGGCUGCAACAUGAUGUUCAGUUCUCUGCGCAGUCGAAACAGACACAGCGCAAACCCAAACCCGCGGCUGCACGCUUCGGCGCAGCACACAGUGCAGUUGUCCAUCCAGCCCAGACAUAGUAAGAUGUUCGUCGCUCAACCCUUCACGAACACCACUCCACCUGUUUCCAUGUCAACAUGCCUUUUGGUUUCCACAGCAAACAACAACACCGUAAUGACUGACCAACUAAAACAUCAAAGUGGCUCUGGAGCAGGAGGAGGGGGUACAGGGCAUCUCACAGCCAGUCAGAAUGGCCUCAGUGAUAUGAUUGACAUGAUGCCUAAAAAGAAGCCACGCAAGUCCAGCACCCCGUUGAAGAUUAAGCGAGAGAAUCGCCAUGACAAUCAUGAUGAGGAUGAUAAAGAUGAUGGACUUUUUAAACUCCCAAUGAAUAAACGGAUGAACAGUCGGUCGCAAAGACAAUCAGUCAGCAGUCUCUGUGUCAACAAACACCAUUCUAUCAACAAUCCCAUCAGUUACAGUGUAUCAGAUCAGGACUGUUACAACUGUGAUCUAUAACCGGCACUCAUUUACACAAAAGAAACACCUUCAUAAGACACCUGGCUGUGGUUGUCAUAAUAACAGCCAUGAUGAAGUGAUAAACGGGUGUAUAAAGAGAGUGAUUCCAGGAGGAGUGUGUGAUAAAUGGAAAGAGAGAAGAAGAGCAAGAAGAAACGAGAGAUGGGACCCCAACUAUGACCAUAGAGGUCAUCA
This is a messenger RNA of Myxocyprinus asiaticus (Chinese sucker), 1957 nucleotides long. RefSeq names its product zinc finger protein basonuclin-1. Gene Ontology annotation, biological process: regulation of DNA-templated transcription. NCBI's taxonomy places the organism in Eukaryota, Metazoa, Chordata, Actinopteri, Cypriniformes, Catostomidae. Bases 44 to 1762 code for a protein of 572 amino acids. Gene Ontology annotation, cellular component: nucleus. The transcript is spliced from 5 exons. The record is from RefSeq and is a predicted model, not a curated record.